CGUCGAGUGUGUAUUGUGUCUGAAUGUGACGCAGGCGGCGGGGAGGAACAACACUCUACGACCAAAACAACCACGAACCUCGGCUUGGUUUUUGCUUCGCCACAACAAGACAUGGAGGUCGGCACCGAGGCCAAGAGGAUCAUGGUGGUCGCGCUGGGGAAACUGUACAGCUCACGGACCCAGCGAGGAGGUCUCCGUCUGCACCGCAGCCUCCUGCUGUCCCUGGUCAUGAAGUCCGCCAGGGACAUCUACCACGCCGCCUACACGGAGCCGCAGAUCACGGGGUGUCUGGAGGAGCUCUACCCGGUGGGGAUUAACUCAGAACUUGAAGCCUCCGCGGAGGUUCCGUCUGAACCCGCUCGGUCCGCGGACGACAAGGAGAACGCGUGCCCGUCUGCUCCGACGUCCCCCUCCAGGAAGCGGCGGGGCAGGAAGGCGGCGGUGCCGGACUUCCUUCCGUGCAAGAAAGCCAAACUGGAGCAACAGCUAAGCUCCGCGUUGACGGACUUUGGGAGCUACUCUGACCUAGCGGUCCCGCAGAGCCCGCUGUUGGUCCACAGAACUGUGGCGGUGUGUUGACGCUCAGGCGGCGGAGGGACGUUUACGUUGCGCUUCUGCGCUGGAGCUACGCGCGGAGAACCUUCCCGCUCUCCCCGCAGGCCGAGGGAGGGUGCGCCCAACCCGGCGAGGUCCUCGGCCCCGGGUGCGUGAGCGCAGCUGCUGGGUCACUUCCUGGGAGCCAAGAGACGGACGUGAUUUUGUAGAUGCGUGUACAUACAUGUCGACUGAGUCUACCUCAGUAUUUAUUAAACCUUUUGUACGUCACGCCAGUGUUGUCAUGUUCAUUUGUUCUCGGUUGGCCGUGAGACCGGGGGUGAAGUUGUUUCCCACCCCCUAGCUCUGAUUUACAAAACAAAAGCAGGAGAUUGGGGCUCCACUGAAGGUUGUAAAGCAGCUGACAAUCAUGAACCCCCGCGGUCACGCCUUUGUAUUCGGCUUCCAUUGAACGAGGGAAAGGAUCCUCAAAUACGCCAAUGAAUGUCAAGUGAUGCAAGUGCUUGGGUUUUCUAUCUUAAAUAGUUCCUCCAGAAAUAUAUGUAUGUGCGUUCACAGCGUCUGAAAGUGUAGGAAUGUUGACAAAUUGUGACUUCAAGACAACAAACAACAGGGAGUCACACACAGACCACCGGUGGCAAUGUGGCGCUGGGGGAGGGGGUUAAGCCCAGGAACACGGAGGAAGGAAUGUGGGGGGAAGUGCAUGUCAGAGUCCCAAGUGGCCUCCACGGUGCUGCCGAUUCUUCCGGAUGAAACCAGAGCACCCUCUCAGGGGCCGGAACCGUCUGGAGAUGCCUUUGGAAUUCCACACGCAUGUGUUCUUCAGGGGCAUGUUGGGACUAACUUUGAACUGCAACUGCUGCUCCUGGACCUCCAAAUAAACACACAAGUUGGGGGAGAUCUUGUUCCUAGACAAACAGUCGUCCCGUCAUUUAAGGCUGUCAAGCUCGAGACGGUAUCAAUGGUACAAAAGUAUCCGUGUAUUCCUUUGCUAAAUGGUUGGGACUUAAUCUACCUCUGACUAUUAAUCUCAAUGUCUGAGUCACACUAGCACUGCAAAUAAUACAUACUAGUUCAUUUGUGUAAUAUUUCUUAAGAUGCAUCUCAUCAAAUAACAAUAAAAAAAAACU
Molecule: messenger RNA, 1685 nt
Organism: Synchiropus splendidus (mandarinfish)
Lineage: Eukaryota; Metazoa; Chordata; Actinopteri; Syngnathiformes; Callionymidae
Product: immediate early response gene 2 protein-like
Exons: 1
Coding region: 112-579 (155 amino acids)
Source: RefSeq, a predicted model, not a curated record